AUGACGAAACACUCCGAUCUUCGCUACUUCAAAGAUGGGAUCUCUGUGAUAUCUCAAUGGACUGGGACUGAGUACAAGAACAUGGAAAAGGUUUUUCUGGGAGUUAUCGCAGGUGCAGCACCUCAGCCCAAUGUCACUUGUGCAGUUCGUGCGAUCCUUGAUUUUAUCUACUAUGCUCACUUCGAGCUACACUCCGAAGAAUCACUGAAAAAACUUGAGCAUUCCUGGCUCGAGUUUCACCGCUACAAGCAGGUCUUUGUCAACGAGGGGAUACGAGACGAUUUCAACAUACCAAAGGUUCACUCAUCCGAGCACUAUCCCUACUCCAUCCGCUAUCUCGGCACAGCAGACGGGUACAGCACAGAAGGGCCCGAGCGGCUUCACAUUGAUUUUGCGAAGGUCGCAUAUGCUGCCAGUAACCGAAAGGUGAACUAUGUCAAGCAGAUGACGGUGUGGCUUGAACGACAGGAAGCAGUUUACCGAUUUGACUCCUACCUUGCAUGGAUUAUGAAGAAUAACCCCGAUGCCGAUGAGAAAGACGAUGAGGAGGAUAUCGAUGUCGAUGAUCUGAUAGACGCGGAGACUUUGCGCACAGAGAAUCAACCUCAACAGUCCACACAGCCGCUCAAGGAAGGUCAGUUUGCAAGAGGCUAUGCUAUCGCGAAGGAACCUGCAUAUCCUCGUAUGACGGUGGCUUCAUUGAUGCACGAUCUUCAUGCUCCGGACUUCGUGAAAUGCCUUGAAGAAUUUUUGCAGAAGACUGGAUCCGGUGGCUCCAUACUAUUGCCCAUUCAUAACAAGACGCGUGUUCCGGUAUAUUCCCAGAUGAAGGUGCAGCUCCCUGUCGCACAACAGAUCACAUCGGAAGUGGUGGUCGACACAAUUCACGCAAGCACUCCUCGACCCACAAAAGGAACUCGAACUGAAGUACCUGCUCAGCAGUCGACGGUGCUUGUCAAGGACUCUAGUGCACAGUCUGCCUCAGGUGGCCCGCUUCAUGGAUUGCAUGUAGCACAAGUUCGUGCCAUCUUCAAGCUUCCAGAUGUGCUCGCUGUUGAGCAUUCAGACGCCGCUACUGUACUGCUUGCAUACAUUGAAUGGUUCACGCCAUUUCAUGUGGUUGACGCGGACACUGGGAUGCACGUUGUGACAUGGUCAACACGGCAACGCCGCCAGUUCGCAUCUAUCGUGUGGGUGACUGAUAUUACCUAA
Sparassis crispa is the source of this 1212-nucleotide messenger RNA. RefSeq lists its product as hypothetical. The transcript has 3 exons. Lineage: Eukaryota; Fungi; Basidiomycota; Agaricomycetes; Polyporales; Sparassidaceae. The coding region runs from base 1 to 1212 and encodes 403 amino acids. The record is from RefSeq and is a predicted model, not a curated record.